GCUUUCCUGUCCCCGAGUGGGGGGCGGGGGGAAGGGACGGCGUCCAAUUUUGCGCGGGAAAAAGGACGGCCGCGCGCCUAGCCAUGGGGGACGUGGCGCUGGCAACUCGCACGGUGAGCGCGCGCCCCCUGGGAUGGGGCGGGAAGGCGUUUCGUGUGGUUGAAAUGUGUGAUGGAUUCAAGUGAAAAAGGAAAGGGGGGUUAAUAGUACUGAGGUAUGAGGGGGCUAAUUUUAACACACACAUAUACUCUCUCUGCCUUGCUAAUUAACCCCCUCAUAGAUCACAACUAUAAUAAGUAUCACGAACACCGCCUCAAUAUGUGUGAGGAUGGGGAGGUUGUUGAGGGUGCUGGGAACCAAGGAGGAGCAGGUGGGCUUGUAGCUGUGAGGUGGUGUUGGGAUGGGGGGUGCGGUGGGGAAUGGGAGGCCUGGCCUGAGGUGCGAAGAAAAGGUGGCAUUGGGAGCAACAAGUUGACUUAAUUUUUAAGGUCAACUUGUGGCAGCUUGUGGGAGGGAAGGUAGAGGAAAGAACUGUGGAAGAAGGGGGCAGAAGUUUGGGGUCAGGGGUUUCCCUUGUUUGUUGAAAUGUACAUAACAGGCUUCCCCCCACAGAUCUGUGAGGUAGAAAAAGAAAAGCGAACAUCACAUCGUUUCAGGGAUAUACUGCAUGGAUAGGCACCAGGACUAAAUAACAAUGGAAACAAUCCAGUUCCCUAAAUUUCUGGCUGAAAUCCACAUCAAACAUUUAAAGCUUAUUUGGUGCACAUUUAAAGCACAUGACUUCCUCCAAAGAAGGGCUUGGAUAACUUCAUUUCAUGUCUCAAUUUCCCUUUCUGUAAAGUCUGGGUAGUAUAACCUACAUGGCCAAAGUGUUCUAGUGUUGAAGACCAAAACAGAUAAACUGAACAGCAUCUUUUAGUGGGGGAGACUACAAUAAUUGCAUUUGAAUACAAUUUCUUUUUAUCUGACCUGUGAAGCAACAUGGCCCAGAGUCAGCAUUGCUGUAUAUUAUAGCCUCUAUGCUUAAUUGAUGCACAUGCUCUUAUUCUACCCUCUAGUGGCCACUGAGAACACCUGCUGUAUAUUGCUCAGGGCCUUGUUGCUUUCAGUUUGAGGGAACCUUCUAUUGAGCAAAAUCUUCAAUGGUCAAAUUAAAGCUAGGAUUUUUGUAUAUCAUGUAGAGAAACAUUAGGGGCUAAAACAAUGGCAUUCAGUUGAUGUGGGGCAUUUUGGAAACCUCCCACCUGAGGGAAAAACUCUGUGAAGAUAUAAUGAUGCUGGCAGUGGUGCUGCCUGAUACAUUCUAAUCCACUUUUUACUUUGCUGCCAGGGAUUACAGAAUCUAGGGCUGCUGGAGGAGAAAGGCUUUGCUAUUCAGUAUACUUUGCCAGUGUUUUCCCCAAACAUUUUCUUCCCCUAGGACAGACAACAUUUGUUGUUGCAAGCUGUUUUCUUCCAAAGGACUUUCUCCCUCCAGGUUUCCUGUGAUUCCCCAGCCAAGAUUUCAGAAUUUACUCCUGGAUUAAGAGCGCCUGAUCCAUUCAGCUUCAGGAAGCAAAAGUAGAAAAAAAACCCAGUAGCAGAUAUUUAUUUCUAAGACUGAUAACCUUUAUAUAGAACUCGUCUGGAUGAGACCUCUAUCCUAAAAUAAAACCUCCUUAUAGUUAUUUCUGAUAUUCAAACCUUUUAGAGAAAGAACCCUGCUUGGAAAUUCAAAAUAGACACAGUAAAAAAUCAUACCACAAUCCUUGGGACGAAAGAAAAGCUUUGAGUAACAUUGGUAUUCUAGAAUUGUGUGGUAGCAGUAAGAGAAACUGAAUGCUGCCUUGGACCCAGAAUUGCCUGUAAUCCCAUUGAAGCUUUUAGGGCAUGACACCAGACCAUCCCAUUUCCAAGGCCAGGUGGUGGUUUCAAUCCUGCCAGUGCUCAAAUUAGUAGAACAGGAUAGUGUGUGUCCACACUCUUCUUUCAGGACAGAAUUUGUGUAUAUGAUUACGUGUUUCAUUGCAUGUUUCACAAGGCUCUUUACAAUUUCAGAUUCUAGAAUAUCUAUUUGUUCGCCUUCAGUAUGCAAAGGAAGAACAGUCAAAAGGAUUUUCCACAUUAGAACGGAUACUUGUAGUUUCGGUGGACAUUGAAGAUUCUUUCCAGCGUGUGCAUCAUUCCCACUGUACUACUACUAGUGAGUAUAGUUUAAAGGGUGCCUUCAGAAGGACUCUUACAAUGUCUAUAUUUUACAGAGGGGUAAAAAAAGAAGGCAGGUGGAACUUGAUAAUGCCCUCAUAUUUACUAACUAGGAAUAAUCCACCCACCCGGGCAACCAUUUUCAGGCCCUCUUGCCCUCUGCAUGACUACCAAUAGUUUGGAUGACUGUUUCCAGCUUUCCCAUUGUACUGUCAUUUUACUCAGCAAGGUUAAACUGAUUUGUGUUUUCAUCACAGUGCCAGCCCAAUACAUUUUGCUGCUUGGAGCAAAGGACAAAAAGUCACUCCCUCCUAUUUCAUACCAAAAAACUGACUUGAUUGGCAGCUAAAUCUUACUAGAACACUGGCUACAGGUCUGCAUUGUUCACUGUACAGUGGUACCUCUGGUUACAGAUGCUUCAGGUUACAGACGCGUCAGGUUACAGACUCCACUAACCCAGAAAUAGUACCUCGGAUGAAGAACUUUGCUUCAGGAUAAGAACAGAAAUUGUGCGGUGAUGGCAGCGGGAGGCCCCAUUAGCUAAUGUGGUACCUCAGGUUAAGAACAGUUUCAGGUUAAGAACAGACCUCCAGAACGAAUUAAGUUCUUAACCUGAGGUACCACUGUACAUGUAGGCAGGAAGCUAGCUUAAGAGGUGCAAGGCAGGCCACUUGGCACACAUAGUCCUGUCCUCCUAGCACUUACCACUUGAGGUACUCACUCUCCCUCAUGCUACAACCAGUCUUGAAUCUCCUACUACUGCUGUCGUGAAGCAGAUUUUACAUACAUUUCUGCUGUAAUUGAGUUGUCACAGACCUUACUUUUUGCAUUCCGCUGCCAUUUAACUCUGACUUUUGCCUUUUCCCCUUGACACCUGAUCACAUUCCAUGCAUCAGAUGAAGAGAGCUCUCAUCCACAAAAGGUUAUAUGGCAUAAUAAAAACGAGUUAGCCUUUAAGGUGCCACAAGACUAUUUGGUGGUUUUGGUGCAAUAGACUGCACGUCUGGAAGCUGUAUUUUGAUAUGUCAUUAUUCAUAGAACUUAACAGAAAUCUGAAAGAAAAUACAGUAAAUAAAAGUUGUCCAUUGUUUGUUCCUUGCAGUUUCAGCAAAAGGUGACUUCUGCUACAAACUUCUCAGUGAUCAGAUGUGUAGAGGUAAAUAGCCUUUCAGUUACCAAUGUCUGAAGGUUCCAGAUUGUGGCUGUAGAUUUCCUGAUCUUGGAGACAGCUCAGGCUUAAGGCUUGCAUCCCAUAAUAAUGUCCUAAGUUACAGGUAGCUUUAGAAGGCCCAGGCAGUGCUUGAAUUUAUGGCAGGGGGAGGCAGGGGCAAUCUCUUACCUUUUUUGACAUCUACUGUUUUUAGAAGACUACAGUGGGGCAUGAUUUGUCUGAAACGGGGUGAGGGGAAUCACGAGUUGAGCCUUGUGAAAUCAGUUCAGGCCUGUCCUACCUUACUCCACAUAAUAUAACCAUGGCCUUAGGUAGGAAAUUGUUCACAUGCUAUGCUAACAUCAGUGUGGGAGAGUUUUAAUGCCUAGUUGCUUUUCUUCCCAUAAUGAAGUUAGUUGGUGCCAGGUAAUUUCACAGUUUCUGCGCAGCAAGAGCAGCAGUGUUCCCCUGAGAUUUAUCUGUGUCUCCUCCUUCAGACUAAUAAAACAUGGUAAAGCUGUCCUAAAUAUAAACCUUGCUAGUUUCAUUUUAGAGCCAGAGUUGGAAGAGUCUAAAAAGGCCACUUAGUUCAGUCCUCAUAUGCCCAAAGACAGGACCACCCACCUCCCCUCUCUUGACCCAUACAAUCCUGACCACCACCCACAGAACAGUAACUUGGGAUGCUUCAGGCAAGUGAGCAAAGCCACAGAUUGCUAUAAGUGAUCAGUCAGACAUAGGGAUUCCCUCCUGAGUCCUAAUAUUUCAAAUUCACUCAGCGCUUACUGGUCCAGACAUAAUACUGGUUUCCUUUUAAGCAUAAUUAAGAAGCCAACUGUGUGAAUGUGUGCUCCAUCUUUUUUGAGUGGCUAUGUGUUCUACUUUGUAAGCCUGAUACUGUAGUCUUCUGUAAAGGGCAGACCUCGGUUUGAAAGAUUACCUGGUCAAAGUCCUGUUUAAAGAUAAAGAGUGAAAAAAAGAGAGGGGGGCUUUGAAAUUACCCACCACCAGUUAGCUCCUAGACAGCAGACUGACCACUGGUCACUAAAUCUUCCCAAAUAUACUGUAGUGGUCAUCUCCCUAUGCCUUAAGCACCAUUAAGGGAAAAGCCAGUACCAGUCUUAUUCACUGUUAAUGCUGGGUUCCUGUUAGCCAGCACCUGGAACCAACAUUAAAAGCACCAUCCCCGAGUCAUUGUAAGGAAGAUGUAUUGUGGACAGCUACAUACAAACCUCCGUUCCAUGCCUUCUAACCAUAGUUUCAUCCAGAGAACAGGAUUUACGUAUUUGCUGGCCUUAACAAUGUUUGUCUUACAUUAGUAAUUUUCCUUCCUGCAGAAAUGAAAGAUUUGCUGCCUUUAUGCCAGAGCAAAGCCUUGAGUGGAAGGGGGUGUCCCCAUGAAUGUAUAGACAUCAUGCCUUUUCAACUCUCCUUUGAGGUUAGACUCUUGUGUGGACUUGGCCCUUAAUUCUCAAACCUGGUGCAAAUUAUCCUGCAAAGCCUGGAUGAUACCUUAGGUUGUGCACAUAUUACCACCUUAAAACACAGCUAGGUUGUUCUUUUUCUCAAUUUGGAUCAAAACAGGAUGGGGAAAAACACAUCAAAAUGCAGUAUUUCAUUAGAAACUACAGGAAAGAUAUGGAUUGUGGCUAAUGACUUGUGUUCACUUCUUCCCAAACUAGCAGUUGGAGCACACUAGAUGCAGUGUAAAUGGGAAUGUGUACACAAUGACGACAACCCAUGUGAUGGCAUUGGACAUAUCGAUGCCAGCCCUGUGAACAAUUAUGAGGACAUAUUGGCCUGUCUGCAGUUUUGCUAGCUAUAAAUCUCUCGAAAAUCCCUGCUGCUGCUUUUCCUCAAACACUGAUGCCCUAUAAGCUCUGGCCUGCAAAAUUUCAAUUAGAUUUCCUGUGAGGUCUCUAGUUAGAAAUAUACUGCAACUGCAUCUAACAGCAAGGUGUUAUAUCUUUCCAUGUAACAAUGAAAGCUUCAUAGCGCUUUGCCCCAGGAGGGUUUGCUAGUUCUUUUCUGGGGGGGGGGGUCUUCUUUUUUCUUUUGCAACUGCCUGACCUUGAAAGUUGUCUCUAGCUUUUUUACUAAUAGUUGCUUGCAAAUAAAAAUGUUACCUCUGUUCCUGCAGAGGACUGAGGGCCAAACUAGAGGUGAUGUUAACUGUUUGGGGUUUUUGUUUGUUUGUUUGUUUUUGAACAACCAUAGUCUAAUUCCAUGUUUUCAUUUCUAAGAGUCUCAGGCCUCUGAACUCACAUCUCCAAAAGCCUCUGGCUUUUAUGGUGCCAGUCUUCACAACUGUGAGAGGAUGGCAAUCUGCAGCUGUCCCUUUUUCAUGUACUGUAUCUUGGCCUCUUGCCUUCUCUUCAGAGAAAUGUUUAGGUGGGACAGCUUUUUAGACCAGCCCUACUUAUCUGCCCUACAAAACUGAAACCUGCUCCAAAACUGCCUUUGCUGUCACAGUGUUUUCUAGAACAUGUGUACAGUAAAAUGGGCUAUAUAGAUGCCUAAAAUCCACAGAAAACUGCUGGGAAGCAGGGAGUUAUUCCUGCACCACCACCAUAAAAGUAAAGCAUAUUAGUUCUUCUGGUACAACUAUCCCCAAAGUUAAAGUCAGUGGCCUGAUUCUUCUUUACAGCAUAAUGACAGGUUCAAGGACCUAGAUUCCAAUUUGAACUGGUGAGUGAAGAAAAUCCCCUUGCACGGUCUCUCUUAUGUAAGGGAGUGGGUUGUGCCAUGUGCAAGCAGAUGUAUUAAAAAUUUAUUGGUUCCCACAUUUCACAAAACAGACAGUAAGAAGGAAACGGGAGUCUUGUUUGUUUGAAAUAUAAAGUGCUGCACUUCACAGGUCCUGGUUGGCUUAAAGUGCUUUACAGUAACAAAGAAAGAAUUGCAUGCCCUCUCCUUUCCCUCAUCAGUGUUUCCAGUCUCUAAAUUGAAACUGAGGAUUUGAUGGCCACACAAAGCGGUGACAUGAAAUAAAUUGAGAUCUUUGGUAGCUUACGGAAUAAAAUACAGCUUUAAGGCAAAGUUUUUGGAAAGGGUCUCUUAACAUGGUGCAUCUUGUGGCUUUUCAGCUUGAUGAGAAAUCUGGAGCUAUCGAGGAGGACUGUUUGGCAUUGAAGCAAUUCAUCCACCGGAUCAGCCUUACUCACACAACAGUAAGAUUCCACUUCUGUGUUUGGUUUUGUAGAAUAUCAUUCCAUCUGAAGUCUCCUCAGGACUAGUUUGUUGAAAACAGGGGUGCUAAGUUGGGGGAUUAGGAAGAUGUUCAAGGAGCUGAAUAAGAGGAUAGUUCUCAUUCUUGACCUUUGAAGCAGUCCAGGUGCUAGACCAGGGGUCAGCAAACUUUUUUAGCAGGGAGCCGGUCCACUGUCCCUCAGACCUUGUGGGGGCCGGACUAUAUUUUUUGGGGGGAAAUGAACGAAUUCCUAUGCCCCACAAAUAACCCAGAGAUGCAUUUUAAAUAAAAGAGCACAUUCUAUUCAUGUGAAAACACACUGAUUUCCAGACCGUCCGCGGGCCGGAUUUAGAAGGCAAUUGGGCCGGAUCUGGCCCCCGGGUCUUAGUUUCCCCACCCGUGUGCUAGACGCCCCCCCCCGAUGUCGUUUGACUGGAUUUUAUUCAUUUUAUUUUCAUACAAGGGAGGAAAUGGAUAUUUUGCAGUUCUUACACAAUAUGAAGAAUGCCAACAUGGGGCUUGGUGUAUACACACAUUGUGUCUAAAGGUAUUUAAAAGGGAAUGAGAUUAAAUGGGUUUAGUGCCUGCCACAUCUGCCAUGCUUCAUUGGUUGCUGGCAGAGCUAGGGUGUGAAGUGGACAGAACUAGGCAUGCACACAGCCAUUGUCUGCAUGUAAACCUAUUGUUUACUCUGGGUUUCAUGCAAAGUUUACUCUGCAGUUCUUGAGGAGUGAUUGCUUAAUGAUAGCAUGCCAAUAAGCACAGGUGCAAAGUUAAUUGAAAUAUAUGAGGGCCGUAGGUUGAUUGACAAAAGAACAGGCAGAAAGGGGAGAGCCAUAGCUAGUACUUCAGUAUUACUCCCAGCCCCCAGUCAACACACCACCUAGACACUGAAAACAAAUGUGCACCAGCCAAAGUGUGUUUUGUAAAAGUAGAGAUUGUUGGGGAUAAGAACCUCAUGGAAGCCAUAUGUCCAACUCAGAAGCCAUGCCUCCCAAUGUCAGGAUUGAGAACUAACAUAGCACUUUCUGAGAGGUAUUCUUCCUUCAGCCCACCCACUAUGCUGCAGGAAAGGCAGGGUGGGGGGGGGAAUACUUGCCAACAUUUUCUGAUUAAACUCUUGGAUGUAGGUCAUACUGCAGGAUGUAAAAUUGCUUUGUGUUUCAUAUGGCUCACCUGUACUUAGUCAUAGCUACAAAUAUAUUGAUUACUGUGGGGAUUGCAUCUCUUCUUACCCAGUCUUACAGGCAAAGGCUGUAGCUCAGUAUACUAUGCAUGCAAAAGUUCCCAGGUUCAGUCCCUGCCAUCUUCUGGUGGGGCUGGGAAAGGCUCCUGUCUGAGACUUUGGAGAGCUACUGCCAGACAGUAUAGACGAGGGAUGGUUAACAUUUUCCAGGGAUUGACAGGUGGCAAACCCUCUGGGGCCACAUGUCGAAGUGUCCAUGGCUGAAGUGCAAAGGUGGGUGGGUGAAGUGCAAAGUUUGGGCAUGGUAGAAGCCAGUAUUUCUGGCCGUUACAAAUAAUUUUUAUUAUUUUUCACCACUUAUUCAUUUCCCCCUGUUUCUUAUGAACUUCCAUCACAGCCCCCAUAUUCCUUAUUAAUUUUCAGUCCUUCUUUACUAAAACAUUGUGCUUUUUGCCUAGCUUACCAUGGGCCCUGCAGUCUCUCAGCACUUCUCCAUCCUAGCACAGAUUGGGAUGCAGAUCCUCCCUGCCCAUCCCGCCCACCAGAUGACACAAGAGGCAAAACUGAACUUAGAUGGACCCAUUGUCUGUCUUGAUAGAAAGCCACUUCCUAUGUUUCUUUGCUAUAAUAAUAAUAAUAAUAAUAAUAAUAAUAAUUUAUUAUUUAUACCCCGCCCAUCUGGCUGGGCCUCCCCAGCCACUCUGGGCGGCUUCCACAGAAACCAAAAAUACACUAAAAUAUCACACAUUAAAAACUUCCCUGAACAGGGCUGCCUUAAGAUGUCUUCUGAACGUCAGGUAGUUGUUUAUCGCUUUGACAUCUGCUGGAAGGGCGUUCCACAGGGCGGGCGCCACUACCGAGAAGGCCCUCUGCCUGGUUCCCUGUAGCUUUGCUUCUCGCAAUGAGGGAACCGCCAGAAGGCCCUCGGCGCUGGACCUCAGCGUCCGGGCAGAACGAUGGGGGUGGAGACGCUCCUUCAGGUAUACUGGGCCGAGGCCGUUUAGAGCUUUAAAGGUCAGCACCAACACUUUCAAUUGUGCUCGGAAACGUACUGGGAGCCAAUGUAGGUCUUUCAAGACCGGUGUUAUAUGGUCUCGGCGGCCGCCCCCAGUCACCAGUCUAGCUGCCGCAUUCUGGAUUAGUUGUAGUUUCCGAGUCACCUUCAAAGGUAGCCCCAUGUAGAGUGCAUUGCAGUAGUCCAAGUGGGAGAUAACCAGAGCAUGCACCACUCUGGCGAGACAGUCUGCAGGCAGAUAGGGUCUCAGCCUACGUACCAGAUGGAGCUGGUAAACAGAUGCCCUGGACACAGAUUUGACCUGUGCCUCCAUGGUGAGCUGUGAGUCCAAAAUGACUCCCAGGCUGCGCACCUGGUCCUUCAGGGGCACAGUUACCCCAUUCAGGACCAGGGAAUCCUCCACACCUGCCCGCCUCCUGUCCCCCAAAAACAGUACUUCUGUCUUGUCAGGAUUCAACCUCAAUCUGUUAGCUGCCAUCCAUCCUCCAACCGCCUCCAGACACUCACACAGGACCUUCACCGCCUUCACUGGUUCUGAUUUAAAAGAGAGGUAGAGCUGGGUAUCAUCCGCAUACUGAUGAACACCCAGCCCAAACCUUGCUGUUUUGAGUCUAAGUUGAAUUCUCUAUUGCUCUACUCUGUAGGUAAAAUUUCAUUAUUGUGUAAAAGUGAACGGCUCAAUCUCUGCUGAGACCUAUAAGUGAGUAAAUAUUUCCACCACAAAGUAAUAUUGAUGGCUGUAAAAGGUUUAUAAGGUUCAAUUGUUCUGCCAGUUGACAUGAAACAAUAGUUAUCACGCCUGCUGAGAAGGGGGGAAAAGAACCCAACCCCUGGCCUGGCAACAAGAGAGAUGAGGCAUGCCUUUUCUCUAUAGGUGUGGCAGAUACCAGAAACACCUGCUAUCCAUGACUGAGUUAACCAUGGCCCAGUAUAGCAUAAUCAUUGUAUGAUACUACAAGGGACCUGAACUUCCACCUCCCCCAAAAUAAAAACAAUAUUGCCGUGCAUCCUUUACCUGCUAGCAGGGCAGCUCCUGCUCAGGGUUGCAACCCAAACAUGUAUCCUGAGGUACUUGGGGCUUUCUUUCAUCUGCAUAAGUCCAAACUGCUAAACCUAGAUGUCUUUAUUGUCUUUUGUUGUCACUUCAAAAGCCUACAGGCACACUUCAAUCUCAAAUGUAUAUACGAUUUCUAAACUAAACAUUUUAGGGCCAACGUACUUACAGGUUUUCCUUGAGAACAGGAAAGAUUGUGAGAGUCUCUAUCAAUCUCAUUUGGUCUGCAGAAUUGCCCGUGUUGAAUUCUGCAGGCAGGUCAGUCCUGGUGGCUUUGCUGUCAGUUCCUACUCAGUGUGUGCCAAGAACAAAGGAUGUCCUGUUCUCCUUUCAAUGGCUUCAGAAGAGUCUGAAAUUUAACUGCCCUGAAUAAGUUGCCAAUGAUUUGGCACUUGGCAGUGUGGCCUGUGUUAGGCUGAACAGGCUCUUAUUUAACAUUAAGGCUGUGUGUGCACUCCUGUUUACUCUGCAUCCAAUGUGCACCUGCUGCUGGUUUGUGAAGUGUGCACACAAUGUUAGCCACAAUCCGUAAAUAUCCUGUCAAUUUCUUAAGAAUACUGCAUUUUUAUGUGUUUUGCUCCACACCAGCUUUGAUCUGAAUUGAGAAAAAGAAUGACCUAGCAACAUUCUAAGGCAACAAUAUGUACAUAGCCAGUACAAGCCCAAUCUCAUUUUACGGGUAAAAAGUGGGGCAGGGGGGAAGAUGGAUGGUACUGCCCAGACUUCAUUUAUCUUAAAUUGUUUGUGUUAGCGUUUUUAUUCCUAAUCUCAAAACAUAAUCUUCAUCUCCCUUUUAUCAAUACCUUUAAAAUCUCAUACACCGUUUUGUUGAAUAGAAAGGACAAAGGAAGAGCAGCUUUGAUUCUCUAUUUUAGCUUAAGAAGAAAAGGUCCAUAAGAAAAAACUACAGAAUCCACAUUUUACAGAUACUUCUGGAUUUUUCUAUGUCUUGCCUGCAGGUCAGAGUGUUUUCAGUAGUGCAUUUAGUAAGCUCCUUUUCAGGGAGGAGUUGUCAUUCACUUUUGGCAAGUGGCUAUCAGCAGUGAAGUUGUAAGCAUAUACACCCCAGUGUAAUUUGUAUGUUAAAGGUCCUGAAACUGUCAGAGGAGUCUAAACAGCAUUAGUAAAUUAUCUUGCGCUCUCUAUAACUGAAAGCUAAUGAACUUCCCAAUCGGGGGAGAAUAUGAAAAGCAAAGCAAAACCUAAAGCAAACCCGCUGCUGCUGUUUCAUUUCUCUUCAGUGCCCUAAAUAGUAGCACUCUAUUCUGUGACAUGUUGUUGUAGGUCCCACCUAUUUAUAUUAUUUAUCUCCAUUUGUCUCUCUCUUUCCCCUUCAAAAGAUAGAUAUGGUGUCCAGGUCCAAGCUAUUAUCCCUAAAGUUCAAGUGCCUUAAAGUUCUUGAAAAUUGACUGGCCCAGUCAUAUAACUUGGUCAUGCGGCAGCAUAUUCUGUGUUGCUCUUUUUAGAAUGUGUGCAGUGCUAAUUGAAAAUUGUGGGCAUUGCUUGCUAAGGAAAGGGUGUAGAAGGGGUCUUGUUUAUUUAUUUUUUUGGUGUUCUGUUUCAUGAUAAAACAAAACAAAUGCUGUGAUUGUUCAAAAUAUAUAUUCCUUCUGCUGUCUAGCACAGAGAGGGGAGCUGCCACAUGUUUGCCAGGUGGGACAAGACUACUGAGUGAAGGGAAUCAUUUUGUGAGGUGAGGACUUGGAGGAAAGGGUCUGUACUGCAGGCACUAAGUUAGCAGUUACUGUUGAGCACUAAUAAUGAAGAUGGGAUUCAGGGGCACUAGUGGAAUGUUUGGGAUUGUACGAGGCAUGAUGAAAAGAUUAAAAGGGGGCAGAACUGUUAUUCUUCCUGUUUUACACAACUGGAGCCAAAAGAUUUUGGGCACAAUGGACUGGAAGUUCUUUUGUACAAGCCGUGUGUCAGUUUACGGGAACUCUACUAGAGCACUGUUGUAGGUGACCUUAGUAAGUUUCCAUUGCUGGCCAAAUUUGAAUUUAGGAUGAAUGCCAGACAUUGAGAGGGUUAAGCAAUGCUGCUGCAGGGUGAAGGAGUCUGGGCGCCAGAAUAUUUCCUUCAUCUCCUUAAUCUUCUGGUCACAAAGCCCUGCUUUAGGCACCUCAGUUAUUUGCUUGCAAAAAUACUGGCUGAGAUGUUUUUUUAAAAAAAGAAGUAGAAGAGAACACCUUAUCUCAUAAGCAGUCUGUGUUGCCAUCUGGUGGACAUGGGAGUGGAGAGCUGGAUGUGUAGUAAGGAUCCCUGGCUUUUGUCAAACAAGCACCUUAGAAAAACCAAAGCUAGCCGCCAAGUGGGACCUGUCAUAGGCACCUAUGAGACAGUGCCACAUACCCACAACCCCCUAAAUAAGUAUGAAGAUGGAAUGUCUUCAGAUGCCCUCCAGGUGGCCAUGGAAAAUUAAGGGACUUUGAGUGGAUAAUUGUGGGGAAGGGCACCAAGGCAGGCUGGAUGGCUUGAAACCCUAAACAGAAGGAUUCCCAUUAGAAAACAAGGAUAUACUGCAACAUUUUGUUGCAGGCUACAUUUGUUUUAUUGACUGUAAGAGAUUUUCACCAUGCUUUGCUACACAAAGUGGUGUUUGUGUACAAGUUAGCCUGUGGCAAAAAGAAGGUGCUAUGCAAUCCCGUGUAUGUUUGCUCAAAAAUAAAUUAUAGUGUUCUAAUGAAAUUUAUGUGAGUCUGUGUAACUUGAGCAAAUUAUAACCAGUCACAAAAUGUGGGGUUUUUUCCCCUGGUUGCAUAAUUUGAAUUUGUUUAGCUCACAGAUGUGACAAACCUAAUAGAGUGCUGAUUGAUACAAAAGUAUCUGAACUGUCAAUGCAGUACAGGUCUGUUAGCUGCAGGUGGAUGUCAGAUAUGGCCUGAAAACACGAUGGUUUAGCCCUGCCUUCUUCAAGCUAGUGCCCUCCAUGCUGGCUGGGGCUGAUGGGAGUUUAGGUCCAAAACACCUGAGGGACACUAGGUUGGAGAAAGCUGGUUUAGCCCAUGGCCAGUCUUGCCUUCCUCCUGCUAUUUCCUUGUUUUCUUCCUAAACCCCUUUAUGCCUUUCUUUUGUGUGUAUGACCAGGUCAGCAGCCAGGGAUGUGCCUUCAUCUUGUGACAAAAUCCACCCCAUGACUGGUGAGCCAAUUUGCCUUUUAAUUCCAGAUGAGGUAGCUGAAAGAGGCUUCAGUGGAGAGCUAAGGCUCAUGCCUGUUGUCUCCCUGUGUCCCUGCCAGAAACCAUACCCUAACAAGCCAACACAAAUAGCUGCUGUCUCUGUAUCCUUUGCUGUGAUCAGUGAGUGGAAGGUCAAAGUGAAUCUAUAUGGAGUAAGGUUCACUGUUUGCAGGUCUACUGUAACAUAGGUGUAGCUGCCCCCCCCAUCAAGUAAAACAAUAGAAAUACUUAACUAACUGACCAAUCAUGUUGGUUCUGCCCUCCCCGCCCCCUCUGCAACAAAAGUCCUGCCCGCCCUAACCAAGUCCUGCCUCCCCCAACAAAAAUCCCGGUUACGCCCAUGUACUGUGAUAUCAAUACCACCAUUCAUUUGCUGAUUUUUUUCCUUAGCUAGUAAUAUAUCUUUCUUUAUGACCCAGCAGGUCUGCCUGUAUUGUUCUCCACAAAGGAAGCAUCAUGUUCUUUUUUUAAAGAUCCUUCAUGUCUAAUAGCAUGGGAGAAAUAUGGCUAUCAGGCAACACUGAAUUCAGAUCCCCAUUGGGAAGAAGGUAAAGGUGAUAUAUUUGUCACUUGCACAACUACUUGUGCCCAGUGUGAACAUGAAAAUUAUAUGCUAUCCAUGUAAAUUCUUGGGGGAGUCUCAUGAACCCCUGGGACUGAAAGCAGAAAUAUUUUGUAUUUUCAGUGCAAAUAAUAACUUUCCUAAUUACCCUCUCAAGAACUCUGUAACUUAGGGUUGCCAGCAACUCAUGUAUAGAAGUAACAAGUAAGAAAAGAAAAAUGUUCUGGUGGUAUCUGGUGAACAGAAAUAGCCAAUGCAAGUUGUUGUUUUUAAUGAAAUGCAAGAGAGAAGGAGGGAUUAUUUGGCUAGAAUGAAAGAAAUUAAGCAGAAGGUUGAUGGGAUAUCAUCACUGGUUUAGGAAGAACAUAAGGAUAUUUGCACGGAAAAGCGUGAUUGGACAGUAUUUGGGAAUAAUAGAAUUGUAGAGCUGGAAUGGACCCUGAGGGAUAAUCACACAUGACUGAACAAGCAUUCAUGCUUGGUGAAAACUCAUGCAACAACACAUUUGGUGGUGGGGAAACUAGGGACCAUGCAAGGAAGCAUGCGAUCAAUAUAAGAUGUAGUUAGGUCUCUAGGUAUAGGUGAGAGAAAUGAGUGGCUCACCUAAGGCCAUUCACUGAGCUUCACAGCUUGAGGUUGGAAUCUGUGUCUUCUGCAUUCAGACUGAACACACUGCUUCUUGGUCAGUGGAGCACAGAGGCAAGGGUUAAGUCCUCCUGGAGGCAGAGUAAAAAAAAGUCAGUGGCCAGCUGGAGCAGGAAGUAACUUUCCACUGACUUCUGGUUUGACUAUAAGAGGCCAGCCACUUUCUUUAAACUGUAAACAACUUGAAACAUAUAACAGAACAGGUUAGAGAAAUAGAGGGACAGGAGGGUGGUCUCCCUCCUGCAGAUAGCAUAAAAAAACCUGCCUUGAUGAUUCACUUGGGCUUUGGCUAUACAGUAUGACAUCCAUCCUCACCAGCACAUGUGACUAUUCCAGGAUGAGGUGGGACUUGAGGGCUUGUCAAAUGGCCCUGAGCUCCAGCCUCCUUUUAAAAAGAGAUGCUGGCCCUACUUGAUUUUUUUUAUAGCUUUGCAAUACAAAUCUACAUAAUUUUUUUAAAAAAUCUUGCACAAUCAUUAUAUGCAGGUGGACAUAAGUACAAAGAUGGAAUGUCUUCAGAUGCCCUCAAAGUGCCUUCAAAUCUGCCAUCUUGCACAGCAGGGGUGUUAAAGAGUUUCAAAACAAAAAGAUAAUGUAUUUUAAAAACUGGGGGUGAAGCACAUACUGGGGAAUUCGUUUACCUGACACCAUCCAAUUGCUUUGAUACAGUCAUUCAUCCUUGGUGCUAUCUAUAUAUGCCAUGUGAUGUGUUCUGUCUCUUAGAUACUGCAAAACCUGAUAUCAGAUACAAGCUUCAUGCCAGCCACCAACAGGACUCAGAUGCUCAGGAACAAACGCUGCUGCUCUUCCUUUUUCUCAGCUACUCAGAUCAGUUUAAUGACAAGACAGUCUAUAAUUUCUGUACACACUGCUAUUUAUUUAUAUUUCUACAUUAUUCUGGGGAGUGUAAUAGAAUAAUGUACCAUAUGAGUUUUGGAAUGAUCUGCCAUCUGAAGACUGGCCAGAGAUGAUGAAUUAUUUAAACUGAGAUUUAGGGUCAUGUUUACCCCACACUAAAAAUACAAAUUCUGUGCGGAUGUGGUUUUUAGAACAUUUAGUGGGGCCUCAAAGCUGUUGUCUCUAGAACAAAGCAAUUAUUAUUAUUAUUAUUAUUAUUAUUAUUAUUAUUAUUAUUAUUAUUUAUACACUGCCUUUCUUUCUGAAGAGCCCAGGGCGGCAGACAAAAUGCAAAUUGCCAGGGCGGGGGAAAGUGGUUUAGAGACCAUUUCCCUCAAAUAACUGCCCAGUUAAAGAACAAUUUGCAACACUGGCUGUGAGCAGAAGGGCAUGCAUACAGAUUCAGAAUCCAGGGUGUUGGAGAAGCAGAGCCAAAACAAGUGUGUGCACUCUUUUAGCUUUUCACUGCUUUUGGCCCUUAACAUGCUCGGAUCCUAGAACAGAUACUCGUCAAUUGUUCUGGAUUCCCUACUAUACAUCAUUAUACAAUUCUCAACAUGUAAUCCCCUACUUGUUUUUUCAUGGUUUAAAAAAGCAGUCUUUCAUAUUUGAAGAGGAGGAUACUGUCUUUGCCAUGAAAGUUUCUGCUUUGGGGGAUUUGCUGAGAGGAACAGCUCCAGCUAGGUAAAGCUGCCUAGUUUAGCUUCUUCUGACUUAUUUUUAUCAAGCACAGCACUUAACAGUUAUAAACACAAGGAACCUGCAUGCUUCCCCUGAGGAUGGAGACAGAUCUGAGCAGUGCUUUCCCCCCCUAAAAAAUGCUUAGGGGUAUUCUAAUUUUCCUACUCAUACUGAAGUACUGCCCCUCAAUGAGGCCAAACUUAGAUUCACAAAAUGUUUAGGUGUAUGCACACCCCUGCAUCCCCCCAUAAAAAUAGCACUGGAUCUGAGUAACAGCUGCCCACCCAGAGAUGGGGAAUCAGUUUUUGUUUCUCCUCAAAGGUGCCUUGGUGCAACCUGAAACCUGCAUAACUUUGUUUGCUGCCUCCUCCUCCAUUGCAACCUAAGGCUCUUAAAAGAUGCAGACUCAUGGCCGACCCCUCUCCCCCAGCACUCUGAUGAAGAGUUUUGGAAAACUCAGAAGCUUGCACACUAUUUUGUGACAUUUUAGUUGGCCUAACAAAGACAUUGCCCUUAUAGGUAUUUUGGAAGUCCAACCUUUUCAUUUCCUAAGUAUUCCUACAUUCAAACAGUAUAAAGCUCAUGAGUAAAAGGUUGGUCCCUAUCUGACAUCCUGUUUCCUGGUUCUUCUCUAGAGGGCCAGUCAGGUUGAUUUGUCUCUAUAAUAUCAAAAAGUGUAUUUGUUUCUUUAAAACAUACCUUACUGUGAUCUCUGAGGUUUUGGUACAUUCCUCUUGUACUGAUUUUUGCAUAUAAUAUUUGCAGCUUGACCACUUGGCGUCCACUGCCCUUUACCUAGAUUUAAUCCUUAAUUUAAUCCUUAGUCAUUUUCACUCUUUGUGUGAUGCAGGGGACCGGCAAGUGAUCCUAUCACAUCUCUCUCCUAUCCUGUUGUGCAGCAAACAAGCUGUGAAAGGCUGCAUCCAAGGAGUGGUCAGUAGGAUCCUGGAGCAGCAUUACAAAGUGUCCCAGGUGAGAGUUCACUGCAGAAGACAAGGACCAUUGAGGCUAAGAGUUGUGGUGAAGGGCAUGGGGCAGAGAGUAGGGGAUCUUCAAAUUUUUGUCAUAGAUCUGUCUCUGGAGAAGUGGUAUGAUUUCCAGCGCUGACAGUGAGUCGGGACUGAGGACAGGGAAAUCUUGCUCUGGUUUUUAUAGGCUGUAAGACAUCCAAAUGCCAUGCAAUGCUCUUGGGUCUUCACAGGAACAACAGAAACUGGCACAGUCUUUGCCCAUCAUGGCAGAUGCCAUUUCAAGUAUAGUUUCAAGCAGCACUGACAGUGAGUUCAGAAGGAAAUGCCUCCAGUCUUUGCAGGUAUGGCCAGUGACUUAUGUUACAGGUACCGUUACAAUGCGCCUCUUCCACCAAGCUUUUUUUGGGGGGAGGGAGUGGUCUGGAUGAAUUUUAUGAGUUUCCCCUUGUGGAACCUUUGUUUAAUUAUGUUUUUGUAUCGUCUGUAAUAUAUAGCUUAUUAAGUUUGUCCUUGUUUUGUUUCCAUACACUGUCCUAUAACUAAGGUGAAGGCCGGUAUAUUCAUAAUAAAAUAAAUGUCACUGAGCCGUUGGAAUUGGUGGUGUAACAACUGUGCAAAUAAGCAUAGAAGAAGGAAGUGAGAUUUUCAAGGUUUAUGCCUUGAACUUACUUUAGAAAGGCAUAUGUGGAAGAAGAGGGAAGUGAACUGAUGAAUUGAACAAACACAUGUUCAAGCUAUACUGCUCAGAGUUAAAAUACAAUCUUGAGAGGAGAGGAAGAAGUGGUUAGCAUGUCAAAGGCAACGUUGGUUGGUGUAGUGGUUACAGUGUUGUUCAUUGAAGGGGAGACCUGGAUACAAAUCCCCAUUGUGCCUAGUCACUCUCUCUAUCAGCCUCACCUCCUUCCCAGGGUUGUUAAUAUAAGAUGGUGCAGUGGGGGAGGGGCGUGUUGUAGAGGAAAUCAUGUAUACUGUACUGCCUUGAGCUCCUGGGAGGAAAGGUAGGAAACAAAUGUAAUGAAUAAAUGAAUGAAGUUAAAUUAAGCAUGCUUCCAGAUUACUUCAUUUAAGUGAGUCCAUUUUACCUUGUGAACCACCCUGAGAUCUUUUGAUAAAGGGCAGUAUAUAAAUCUAAUGAAUAAUAAUAAAGUGACAUGCUCACUUCCUCCCUUGUGGAGAGUAAAAGCUACAACUGUUUCUCUCUUUCCCUGUGUUUAUAUUUAUUUAUCUGUAGGUUACAGAUACCAAGAAGUUCCAAGUGACCAUCAAAGAUACCUUCAACAAAGUCAUUCUUAAACAGUGGAAAUGUAGCAGUGCAUGUGACGCCAGAAGGGCAAGUUUCUCUGCUUAAGUGUGUUUGCUGUCCAUCCUUAGAUCCUUCUGCUAUCUCCAUCCAUCUUCUUUUCAGAACAGUCCUAGUUGCAACUAUUAGCAUCACAGAGAUAAUCUUCCACCAAAAUAUAUACUGUAUUCUAGAAUCGAGCUCAGACCUCAGUCUAGCCCAUUUUGUGGAGAAAUAUAUUUUAACCAUGACUGCUGACACCACCUUGCUCCCAACAAGAGGGUGCCUGGGGUGUGUUUAUGGAAAAUUUGUGAGUGCCUAGGCCCCCAUGGCCCUGCAUAGAUGGCGCCUAUGUCUGCUGAUGGGCUUGGGCUCUCAGUUCAGCCCUGGACUCACAGUGGGCUUGGCAAAUCAAUAAACUGAGCUUCAUUUGUCCUUCCUAUAGAACGGGUAUAAUAAUAGUGACUGAUUUCAUGAAGAUACGCGUGACUAGAUGAAAUGUCUUAUCAGGUCAGGCCUGCAGAGUGAAUUUGCUGAGAGAGUUCUAGUACUGUUGAUCUAACACCUCCCUUACAUUAUUGACUCUCCUUCCUUCGAGGUUUUUAACCAGAGGUUGAAUGGCCACCUGUCAUGUAUACUUUAGCUGAGAUUCCUGCAUUGCAGGGGGUUGGACUAGAUGACCCUUGGAUCCCUUCCAACUCUUAAGACUCUAUGAUCUAUUGUGUGUCCCUUUCUUCUUUUGCAGCCAUUGCCUAAAAACAAUGAGGCAGGAGUAGGGCUGCUUAGUGCAGACCUUCCUUUACCCACCAUUCACCAGAAGUUAUUGGGCUCGAACUUCAGUUCUGCACAGCUGGAGCAAGGAGGAAAAGGUACAUCAGAAAAGUGUGUGCAUGAAGUCAAGACAGAGAUCCAGUUUGUUGUACAUUGUUGGAACGCUUGUUUUAUCAGAUGUACUUAAUGUAAUUAAGAGAGAGAAAGAAAGGCAGGGCAGAGAUCCUGGAGUUUAGAUGAUGAGAGACACUGCCCCUCCCGAUGCUGCUGCAGGUUUCCCUAUAGGCCUUGGACACACACAAAAAAUCAGUAGUGGCUCCUUAACAAUCUGCAGCUCAUUUAGUGAGUUAUUUUCAGCAGUAAUUACAUUAUAUAAUGCUCAAAACACAGUCCUAGCACCAGCUGGUUCUUGUGAUGUUGAGAAUGAAAUGUCUUCAGGUCCUUUUGAAGUAGGAUUUUGAAGGGUUCAAAGGUCUGGAAUAUUAACCUUUAGUCUCCUUGUCUGUCUGAAUUAUAUGGAGCUCUGUUAUACGUGGUAUCUGGACUCCUGAUUAAACCUAUGAGAAAUAUCCCAUCAGCUAGUCACCUGCCUUACUUUGGCUCCCAAGGCAUCCAGAUGAGACAACUGAAAGCCAGGGUUGAAGCUGAUUAUCUUAGGAACAGACUAUGCUUGGUGGAGACCAGGGUGUAUUUAUAAUUUGGGUGUACUUGGAGUGGGCUGAGGUGGAUUGUACAGUCAUUUCUUCACCUUUCAGUAGAUGAAGCUAUUGGGUUACAAUGUAAAUAAGAAAUUAUCCAGUUGAAGAAAGGGCAUUGGUGGGUGGCCCCCGUUUAUUAAUAAAAUUUUAAGUCAACUUUUGACUUGCCAGGAACGUUCAAAGCAGUAAUAUAGCCAUCACAAGAUAAUUCAAAAGCAGCAUAGAAAUAGUAAGAAUAUUUAAAGUAACACUAGCAAGUCUGUAGAAAAAUCAACAGAGAACAAUUCCAUCUAAGGCAAAGGGACUGUGAAGGCUGCGAAGGCAAAUCUGGGUUUAGAAGGCAAAGAAAUCCAGAACAGACCCUCACCAGAUGCUCUAAGUGAAUUUUGCAUGUGUGUGACCUGAGAUUAAUUAAAGAAUGAGAGAAGCAUAAUGGUAGUUCUGUUUGGUUGAUCUGAGCUUUUGUGUUGUUUCAGCAUUGUUAAUUGCACCUGUACAUAUUUGUGGUUCACAAAUUGUACUUGAGUGUGUGGCUUCAUGAACACCAAGGGUGUCCUGCCCUGGUUUUAUGUUCUGCAGGAUUUCUGUUUGUCAAUUCAGAUUGUGGUGGAAUGAGCCAAAAAGGAAGCAGGGAGAUCCAUGUGGAGGAUUCAGGAGACCCACAUAUCACUGGGGUGGCUAAAAGCAAGGAAAAGAACAAGAGUCUGUUAGCAGAAUCAGGCACCUCUUCAAGCUCUUUCUUCUCAUAUCCAACUAAAAUUGGGUGUGGUGCUCUCCAAGAUAAAAGCCAGGUGCUGUCUGUAGGUCCUUCAGUGAAGAAAAUCCGAAGCAAUGAAAAUCUAUGGCAGGUUUGUCAAGAAAUAUUGCACCAUGAAACCAAAGUAGAAUGAAAAGGCCCAUCCCAGUUCCAGUUAAUAACCAAAAGAAAGCAGUGUAGGGAGUAGGUGCCACUAGUCAUAUGGUUAAUUGCCAAAGAUCCCCAAUAAGUUGUCAGAGGAGCACCAGUGAGUUCUAUCAACCCAUCUGCAAAACAAGGCCAAGAGUGGAGAAGCAGUAUUCACAGCUGGUUUGCAAGGCAUUUUGAGAGGCCCUUUCCACUUUUCAAAACUGGGUAAAUACAGAUCUUCAAUGGAAUCAGUUUCAACAACUCUUAGUUGUCAAAACCUGUUUUUAACAUGUAAUGUAAAAAAUGUACAAAAUAUUCUGGAAAGGCUGGGAAAAUAAGAACGAUUUCAGUGGGGAAUCAAAGGGCAUGAUAUCUAGCACCAAGCAAGGCUCUCUGGUCCUGCAUUUAACAAUACUAGCUCCCUGACCACCACCCACCUAACUUCAGAGUGUGGGAACUCAGAGGGACUCUGAAUAGGAACAUAAUAUUAGGACAGGCUUCUGUGUAAAUCUGAAAAUAGUCUUCUCUCUGAUGUCCUUAUUUGAUUUCACUUUUGUAUUACAGGAUGAUUACUUUUGGAAACAAGAGGUCUCAAACUUGGCCAAGUGGACAUCCUGAAAUGGUUGCAGCCUCAGGACAUUAUAUUUCUGCAUUCUGGAAUUUCUGUGCAGGCCAAUAAAAGGGGGGAAAAUCAUUGAUGGUCUCACUUCCCUUCUAUUACAAAGAUGAAUUGGAGAGCAAAUAUGUAACCUUGGCAAAUAAAUAU
This is a messenger RNA of Podarcis lilfordi (Lilford's wall lizard), 21108 nucleotides long. The record is from the annotation of a GenBank genome assembly. NCBI's taxonomy places the organism in Eukaryota, Metazoa, Chordata, Lepidosauria, Squamata, Lacertidae.